AUGGGUCCGUUAAUACCCGGUUUACUAGACGACGUAGCAGAGCUGUGCCUCACACGAAUCCCGCGCUCUGAGUUUCGGACCAUUUCGCAGGUGUGCUCGCGAUGGAGGAGAUUCCUCAUGUGCAAGCAUUACGCGGCCGUUCUAAAGAUGCCCGGAUCGGUGGAGGAGGAGUUCAUGUGUGUUCUAUUGGAUAACAUGUACUGGGAAGUUUACGACGGAUUAUAUAACAAACUGGGACAGAUCCCUCCUGUCCCUGGGCCUUUCAAGUGCGGUUAUGGUCUCAUGGUGCUAGAUGGCAGAAAGAUUGUGUUCGUUGGUGGAAAAUAUAAGGUCCGACAAUCGAAUGAGGUCCGAGGAUUGAAGGUCCGACGACGGUUUGAAGUCCGAGAUUCUGUGUUCACUAACGCUGCUUCGUCCAAUGUUUACGAGUUCAAUCCUGCUACUAACAGGUGGAGAAAACUGGCAGACAUGAACGUACCGCGUCACAACUUUGCAUAUGCGGUAGUCGACGGCCUUUUAUAUGUGAUACGAGGCUACUCUGCAGAUGAUGUUGGCAUUCUCAACGCGGAAGUAUACAACCCUAAAACUAAUAAAUGGAGCCUCAUGGAUUGUCCACACCGCCCCAACUUUCGUCCUGCCUUCGCAUUCUCCUUCCAUUCCAAACUUUUCGUUGUAGGCAAUGAAUCAAGGUUCAUUGACAUAUAUGACCACAGAACAAAGAUAUGGGAAGAGUUAGACUCGGGGCAAACACUGUCGGUGUACUCCUAUACUGUGGUUAGGAACAAAGUGUAUUUCAUGAACAUGGACAUGGCCGAAAUGGGAGUGUUUGAUCCGGAGAAAAAUUCUUGGAGUUUGGUGGAUGUGCCUCGGGGUCUUUACAGACUAGGACAAUGUAACAAUACGGUUGUUCUGUUUAAACGGAUACUUCUUAUUAAUGCCAUAAGUGGUCACCUUGAUAAAGAGGACGAGGUCAAGUUGAGAGACCCACCGAUUGUUCUAUCUGGUUUUGACGCCACCAGCGUUCUCAUCAAAUUUUGA
Messenger RNA from Raphanus sativus (radish), 1038 nucleotides. RefSeq names its product putative F-box/kelch-repeat protein At1g27420. The transcript has 3 exons. NCBI's taxonomy places the organism in Eukaryota, Viridiplantae, Streptophyta, Magnoliopsida, Brassicales, Brassicaceae. Gene Ontology annotation, molecular function: protein binding. The coding region runs from base 1 to 1038 and encodes 345 amino acids. The record is from RefSeq and is a predicted model, not a curated record.